Molecule: messenger RNA, 1324 nt
Organism: Jatropha curcas
Lineage: Eukaryota; Viridiplantae; Streptophyta; Magnoliopsida; Malpighiales; Euphorbiaceae
Product: Pyridoxamine 5'-phosphate oxidase family protein
Biological process (GO): pyridoxine biosynthetic process
Molecular function (GO): FMN binding; pyridoxamine phosphate oxidase activity
Source: RefSeq, a predicted model, not a curated record
GACUUUCGGAUAUUACCAUAAUCCCACAGAAAUGGAGAAGGAUUAAAGUCGGAACAGCAGAAGAGCUGAAAAAACGAAUGAAAGUGAAAACUAUGGGCACAGUAAGCGCAACAACUCCAUGGAAGCAGCUUCUGAUAAGGGCAUUAGAGUCCAAUUCGCACCUGAAGCACUCAUCCUUCUUCCAAUUGGCUACCGUUGGAUCUGACGGGAGACCUUCCAAUCGUACUGUGGUUUUCAGAGGAUUUGAAGAAAACAGCGAUAAGAUUCAAAUCAAUACAGAUACCAGAACUCGUAAGGUUGAAGAACUCAAGCAAUGUCCAUUUGCUGAGAUAUGUUGGUAUUUCACUGACUCUUGGGAGCAAUUCCGAAUUAAUGGAAGGGUUGAUGUUAUUGAUGGAUCGAAUCUUGAUUCUGUGAAGCUUCAGCUACGAGAGAAAUCUUGGUAUGAUAGUUCUAUAAAGUCAAGGAUGCAGUACCUUGGUCCUAAUCCAGGGCUUCCUUGUCUAAAUGAGCGACCUUCCAAUGAAUUCUUUCUGGAUCCUUCUUCAGGCCCAGUUGCUCCAUUUUGCCUGCUUAUUGUAGAUCCAGAGCAGGUUGAUUACUUGAAUUUGAAAAGUAACCAGAGGAUAAUGUUUACCUUCACGCAAAAUGCCAAUGGAGAAAAUUGCUGGAAUUCAGUGAGGAUCAAUCCGUAAAGUCUGCACACAGAAAUGCAUUAUGAAGUGGAAACAGCUUUUGGAUGACUAUGCUCUUCGCUUCUGCUGAUGAUGUGAAGUUCGAUGCAAAUGGAUUCAGCUGUUGGAAAGAAGAAAAUGAAUUCAAGGUACAUCUGAAUCCUGAUAAAAUCUAUUCCCAUCCUCAAAUCUUGCAAUUUGAUAUUUAUAGGCACAAUUGACCCCAAGAUAGCGGGGUGCUAUCCACCUUUCAACGGGUCUCAGUUGUGUUUAUGUAGGAUUAGGACCGUCUUAGUUCUUGACUUUCUGACGUGCUGUAGAUAGUUGGUUGCAUUAUUCUGUAUUCCCGUGAAAUAUCUAUUACCUUAUUUUAUCAGUGCCCAUCAGACAUGUGCACUUAGUGUUAUAAACAAUUAAACAUAGUUACCUGCUAAUUAAGUGUUAUGUUUGGAGACAUACCAGGGUUAAGGUACCAAGUCCUCCACUAUCGUAGUACAUUAGGGAUAGACUUCGUUGUUAUGGCAUUUUGAUACUCGGUAUGUGUAUAUUUAGAUAGCUAGACUUCUCAUUGCUAAUAAAUAAUUUUAUUUAUUAGUAUUGAGAAGAAAACUAUUUAUUAUGUUAUAUGAAAGGGAUUUUGUUCUUUUUCA